AUGUCAGGAACAGCAGUUCAAUUCCAACUAUCCGCCCCAAAGGGCCAAUUCACCGAAGUCGCCGUCCCACGACCGAUCCCCGGCCCUAACGAAAUAUGCAUCCGCACCAAAGCAGUGGCUUUGAACCCCCUCGACGCAAAGCAAUAUGCCCACGGGAUGCUCGUGCAAUCCUGGCCCGCCGUUCUUGGAGUCGAUGCAUCCGGCAUCGUCGAGUCCGUCGGCGAGUCAGUCCAGGAUUUCCAACCCGGGGAUGAAGUCUUCGGGUUCUGCGGCAUGGGGAAUCGAUCUGCUGCGUUCCAGGAAGUUAUUACCGUCAACUCUCGAUAUAUGGCGAAAAAGCCGGCGAGUCUUAGUUUCGAGGAGGCCGCGUCACUCCCCAUCUGCCAUAUCACCGCAGCAGCAGCAAUAGCAGUCGGGUUACAAGUGCCAUUACCUCAUCUACACCCUAAGCAGGAGCAAAACCACAACUUAAACACCAUCCUCGUCCUCGGCGGCAGCUCCGCCGUCGGUGCAGCAGCCAUCCAACUCCUCCGACUAGCUCUUCCCGCCGCAACAAUCCUCACCACCAGCUCCAAACAACACCAUCCGCAUCUCAUCUCGCUAGGAGCAACGCACUGCUUCGAACGUUCCACGCAUGAAAACCCCUCUAUCAUCCAAGCCGUCACACCAAACAACUCCGGCGUCGACGCAAUACUCGACGCCGUGGGCGCCGCGGCACAUCAGCCCGCUGUAUUCGGCGCGCUGGACCCUGCCGGGCGGAUGUUAUAUUCCGAGGUUGACACCGGGGUCCGAGUUCCGGUUCCAGAUGGAGUUAACGGGAUUGUUGUUUCGGGUCAGCAUAUUCUUGGUGUUCCUGGCGGGAAGGAGGUUAUGUCGGCGCUUGCUGGAUUGGUAGAGUCGGGACGGUAUGAGCUUCCGGUGAGGGUUGAGGUUGUUGGGAGGGGGUUUGAGGCGAUUAGGACUGGGUUGGGGAUGUUGGAGGGUGUUAGUGGGACGAAGCUUGUUGUUAGUUUGUAG
Aspergillus puulaauensis is the source of this 1017-nucleotide messenger RNA. RefSeq names its product zinc-binding alcohol dehydrogenase family protein. Bases 1 to 1017 code for a protein of 338 amino acids. Gene Ontology annotation, molecular function: oxidoreductase activity, acting on NAD(P)H. NCBI's taxonomy places the organism in Eukaryota, Fungi, Ascomycota, Eurotiomycetes, Eurotiales, Aspergillaceae. The record is from RefSeq and is a predicted model, not a curated record. The transcript is spliced from 2 exons.